Molecule: messenger RNA, 1934 nt
Organism: Hibiscus syriacus
Lineage: Eukaryota; Viridiplantae; Streptophyta; Magnoliopsida; Malvales; Malvaceae
Product: cytochrome P450 CYP82D47-like
Exons: 2
Coding region: 76-1668 (530 amino acids)
Biological process (GO): defense response to other organism
Molecular function (GO): iron ion binding; oxidoreductase activity, acting on paired donors, with incorporation or reduction of molecular oxygen; heme binding
Source: RefSeq, a predicted model, not a curated record
AAAAAAACCACAUUAAUUCCCUAUAAAUCCGCCAUUGCAGAUGUAACUUUGAUCAAUCAAAGUAGAGCUACAACGAUGGAGUAUUUCGAUUUAGUCGCAGCAACAUCAACUGUUGCACUAAUUGCUUUUCCAUUGCUGCUCUCUCUUCUCUCUUUUCUAUGGAUACCAAAAACUGUCUCAAGAAACACAAGCCAGAAGAAAACAGCACCGGAAUCCGGUGGAGCAUGGCCUAUUAUCGGCCAUGUCCGCCUCUUAGGCGGGCAGCAACCACCCCACGUAACCUUGGCUAACAUGUCGGACAAAUACGGAACGAUCUUCACUAUCAAAUUGGGUGUGCGUAGAGCUUUGGUCGUGAGCAGCUGGGAGAUUGCUAAAGAAUGUCUCACCAUAAAUGAUAAAGCAUUCGCCACUCGUCCAAAGCUAUUAAGCAUGGAACUCUUGGGAUACAACCGUGCCAUGAUCAGCACCGCGCCGUAUGGGCCUUAUUGGCGUCAAGUGCGCAAGUUCGCCACUAUCGAGCUCCUCUCGAAUCACCGACUCGACUCGCUUAAACAUGUCCGGGAAUCCGAGAUAAAGACGUCUCUGCAGCAAUUAUACGAGUUAUGGAACAGGAAGAGAAGUAGUAACUCUGAUAAAGUAUUGGUGGAGAUGAAGAGAUGGUUUAAAAAUGUUACUCUAAACGUAAUUCUGAGAGUGAUAGUAGGGAAGCGAAUACCUGAAUCCAGUGAAGGAGAUGAUGAAACCGAGAAAUGGAAGAAGUCGUUAGACGACUUCGUGGAAAUGAGUGGGAAGUUCUCGGUAUCUGAUGCGCUGCCGUUUUUGAGAUGGUUGGACAUCGGCGGAGACGAGAAGUUCAUGAGGAAGAUAGCCGAAGAAGCGGACCGAGUUAUCGAUGGAUGGCUGCAGGAGCACAAGCAGAAGAGAGUGGAAGAUGAAGCAAAUAGCGUGAAAGAUUUCAUGGGAGUAAUGCUAUCUCUUCUUCGUGACGCAGAGGAGCACGAUGCCGAUACCAUCAACAAAGCUACCAGUCUGGUUCUUAUCUUAGGAGGAGAAGAUACAACAUCCGUUACAAUGACAUGGGCAUUAUCUCUAUUACUCAACAAUCCUGAUGCCUUGAACAAAAUCCAACAAGAACUAGACAUCCAUGUCGGUAGGGACAAGUUGUUCGUGACAGAAUCAGACACCAAAAACUUAGUGUUCCUUCAAUCCAUCAUUAAGGAAACGCUGCGCCUAUACCCUGCUGUCCCACUCUCCGUAAUCCACGAAGCCAUCGAAGAGUGUACGGUUAACGGAUACCAUAUUCCAGCCGGGACUUGGCUUAUUCUCAAUCUGCAGAAGAUUCAACGUGAUCCACGUGUAUGGGAAAACCCUACUGAAUUUCGACCGGAAAGGUUCAUGAGUGCCAAUGAAGGUGUUGAUGUGAGGGGACAAAAUUUCCAUCUGAUUCCGUUUGGGAGUGGUAGAAGAAUGUGUCCUGGAGUUUCGUUUGCGCUUCAGAUUUUGCAGCUUACGCUGGCUAAUUUGCUGCACUGGUUCGAGUUUGAGAGCCCAUCGGGUGAAGCGAUCGAUAUGCCGGAAGCGGCGGGAUUAACCAGUUCUAAAGCAACGCCACUGGAAGUUCAUACAACUCCUCGUCUUCCUCCUGCUGUUUACGACUCCACCAGCUAGAUAUUGGUGUUAAUUAAAUUUAGCCUGUAAUAAUCAAAACUAGUGUCUAAGCAAAUGAAGGUUGUUUCAACCUCGAUUUCCCGCUAUGCGUAACCAUUAUUAUUUCUAGGGUGUAUCUUGAGGAAUGUGAUUCAAGCAAAAAGAUUGCAUCCAAAUGAUUGAGAUGAAGAGGAGCGGUAGUUUAAGUUCAACCUCCUAUGCUGAAAAAGGAGAUGUCACCUAUAUUUCAUAUCUCUUCUAGUCCCUUUCUUCGUCUGUUAAUAUUC